CGAAACUCAAGAUAGGUAAAUAAUUAUUGCACCGCUAGCUAGCAUUAGUUAGUUAGCGAUAGCUUAUAGCUCACGGAAUAAAGAAAAUGAGCAAAAAAGACAACGGAGGUUUAACAGUCAUAUUUGCUUACCUGAACGAGAAGAACCGUCCUUACAGUGCCCAAGAUGUCUUUAACAAUUUACAGAAGCAGCACGGCCUGGGAAAGACGGCUGUGGUUAAAGCCAUGGAACAGUUGGCACUGGAAGGGAAGAUCAAAGAGAAAACCUAUGGGAAGCAAAAGAUCUACUUUGCUGAUCAGGCCCAGUUUGCAGAGGUGAGUGAGGCAGAUCUGAAGGCCAUCGACAGUCGCAUCUCUGACCUCAGCACACAGGUGCAGGCUAUCUCUCAGGGCUGCAGACAGCUGGAUGCAGAGCUGAAGGAGCUCAACAGCUCCCUGACCACAGAGGAAAUGAUGUCCGAGAUCCAGGAGCUGGAAGAAGGGUGUUCUGGUUACAGGGAGCGCCUGGAGAAGAUCAACUCAGCGACCAAUCAUGUCACACCAGAGCAGAAGGAGAUGGUUUACAAGGAGAGACAUCUCUAUGUGAAAGAGUGGAAGAAGAGGAAGAGACUGGCAUCUGACAUGAUGGGUUCCAUUUUGGAGGGAUACCCCAAGACCAAGAAGCAAUUUCUGGAAGAAGUUGGUGUGGAGACUGAUGAGGACUGUAAAGUGACUUUGCCAAGUACCUGACAGAAUGUUGGAGGAUCUUUGUUUACUUUUGACUUGAAUGUCAAUUCUGAGGGAGUAUAAUGUCAUCAAAACUCAUUCCAGGAAUAACUCAUUACUAUUUGUAAUGUUUUGUAAUAAAAUACCUUGUACAGGUGUAUACUUGAAAGUUUAUUUUGCAAUUAAAAAUCAUUCAUACGAAAUACUUCCAUCAAAUUCUUGUCCAAAUCAGCAAAAAAUAUGUAACAGUAGACCUGAUUUAUUUUUUACAGCACAAAUACUUGUUGUAUAAAAUGAUCCCUUUUUAAAGUCUGGUGAUUACACAGAUUAAACAUUCACAUCUGUUAGGUUUACCAGAAGGUCCUGAAACAUUUGGUACAAGUUCUCCUGAGCACAUUGUCAAAAUAAAUCACCAAAUUCUUCACAUUACUUUUUAACAUUCUUGACUGUUUUAAGGCCAGGAUUCAAUCAGAUCUGCGGAACCUGCAUCAGCAGACAAACACAUUGCUUUUGUUUAGGUGGUGUAACUGUUAGAGCUGUCAAAUUAGUAAGCGGCUGCUCUUGUGGUCAUUGUCAUGAAACCACACCCGUCCUUAUAUCCCAUCCACCUUAGAAGUUCAGAACAAGAAUGUGUAGGCUAUAUAGAAAUGACAAUCAUUAAACGAAAUCGGGAUUUAUCACACAUUUCACUGUUAUAAUUUGUAACACUGCUGCAAGGGCUUUCUACUAAUGCGACUUGGUGCAUCCAAUGGCAAUGCCAGCUAUAGUUAACGCCAGGAGCUUCUUGUGGAUUUGACAGCUCUAACGCCGUCAUUGUAAAUAAUCAUUUGUUCUCAACUGACUUGCCUAGUUAAAUAAAGGUUAAAUACAUUUUUUAAAACACAGUUACACCUCCAACACCACCUAAACAAAAGCAAUGAUUAGCUCUGCGUUUACCGCUAAUCUGAUUGAAUCCUGGCCAGAGUUUUUUGGUUCAGAGAUUCUGUUUAAAAACCAUGUCUAAUACAGAACUAUUAAUGAAUCACUAUUCUACCGUGCCUUUUUGCCAAUAAAGAUGAUGAAAAGGCGAAAAGCUGCAGUAACACUUACAAAUAUGCUUGAUUCUGUCACAACACAGACACAACAGCAAUCAUAACAUCACAAUCAAUGAUGAACAUUUAACAAUUCUCAAAUACCAUCACAACUUGUUUGAAAUGAAUAUUUUAACUCAUGACUGUUUUGGAUUUGAUUCGAACCGGUUCAGAACUUUAUGCUGGUUUGAACACUGGAACAACAAAAAGAGGUUUGGAAUGGAACAAUAAAAAAAUUAAAUGUGGUUCCAACCCGAUUUGUGGUGAAUGUAAACAUUAGGGAACGUUUACAAGCAAGUAGCCAUUUGCCUUGUUUAACACAACUGUUCU
Messenger RNA from Salvelinus namaycush (lake trout), 2104 nucleotides. RefSeq names its product homologous-pairing protein 2 homolog. NCBI's taxonomy places the organism in Eukaryota, Metazoa, Chordata, Actinopteri, Salmoniformes, Salmonidae. Gene Ontology annotation, molecular function: double-stranded DNA binding; recombinase activator activity. The transcript is spliced from 8 exons. Gene Ontology annotation, biological process: homologous chromosome pairing at meiosis; meiotic strand invasion involved in reciprocal meiotic recombination; meiotic joint molecule formation. Gene Ontology annotation, cellular component: condensed nuclear chromosome; DNA recombinase auxiliary factor complex. The record is from RefSeq and is a predicted model, not a curated record. The coding region runs from base 87 to 728 and encodes 213 amino acids.